GCCGGCUUGCUCCAGAUGUUGCCUCACUCCGAAUUUUGGGUGUUGUUUAGCACGAAAAAAUUCAGACUGCGGAAAGUUUCUUGUUUUCCGCCCAGCCGCCCUCGUUUAUCAGCGAUCCUAAAACCUCCCAUCCCAAAUGCAGAUACCUCGCCAAAUUUGGAUAUACGGGGCAGUGACAUGUGUGGCUGUCGCUGGAAUCACCUACUAUAUUAUCCAGGAAGAUCGUCAAGUCAAACGGCGCAAACAACUGAAAGCAGCCCAUCGGCAGGCACUGCAAUUGUUGCAAGAGAUUGAAAACGAUCGUCAAGCGAUAGAAAGCGAUGUUGGUCAAAUGGAAAAGACGAUAGCAUCUGCUCCGUCAAAUGACGUGGACGAAGAUCGAGCAGUUGCAGAGAAAGAACAUAAACGAAGAGAAUUCGUAUUGGCGCAGUGCAACGAAUUACUUUUACGGUUACUCGAACGAUUAGACGCAAUCCAACCACGCAGUGUCAUUGUUGGACACACUGACAGCCUACAGCUUACGUCUUUCGAGGAUUCUCUAAUACAAGAUAUUAAGUCAAAGAAAAAGCGAAUCAUUCAAAAAGUAGAAAAGAACUUCCGUAAUAUUGAUCAUUGUAAAGAACAGCUUAAGCAGCAACCUCAAUCAUAAAAAAAGGGGACUGUCUCGUAUUCUCUUGACGACCUCCAAUUAACAGAAAUAUUUUGUUAUUAUUGCGACAAGUCACAGGCAUUAUUAAUGGUGAGCAAGUCGACUGACAAGUUGUCUCAACGUCGUGCAAGUAUGCUUUUAUCUUCGAUUGCUUUUCCUUUACUGCAGGUAACGACUGGUCAUAUGUAAGCCAACAUCGUCAUAUCAACAUCCUUACAAUAAUCAAACUUUCCGGUCAGGUGCAGUAACUGUGUUUGUCAUGCUCAGGAUGCCAAGAUUCGAGAU
Molecule: messenger RNA, 934 nt
Organism: Radiomyces spectabilis
Lineage: Eukaryota; Fungi; Mucoromycota; Mucoromycetes; Mucorales; Radiomycetaceae
Exons: 1
Coding region: 137-649 (170 amino acids)
Molecular function (GO): protein-folding chaperone binding
Source: RefSeq, a predicted model, not a curated record